AUCAACUUCCUCCCCAACUCCCCAAAUCAAACCUCAAACAUAAGUCAUUGUUCCCAAAAUGUUGACCAGGAAUUGAGGUGCAGAGGGACAGCUAAGGACGCAAGGGGCACCGAGGAGGCAGGAAAGACUCAGAGGUUUGUUCCCGGGGGGAGCGAGUGGACGCUGGAGCAAAAACAUUUAAAAAGGGGAAGUUGAGAGGGGACUAUUUGGUUGAAAGAAAACCCACAAUCCAGUGUCAAGAAAGAAGUCAACUUUUCUUCCCUAUUUCCCUGCAUUUCUCCUCUGUGCUCACUGCCACACGCAGCUCAGCCUGGACGGCACAGCCAGAUGCGAGAUGCUUCUCCGCUGAUCUGAGUCUGCCUGCAGCAUGGACCUGGGUCUUCCCUGAAGCAUCUCCAGGGCUGGAGGGACGACUGCCAUGCACCGAGGGCUCAUCCAUGCACAGAGCAAGGCAGUGGGAGGAGACGCCAUGACCCCCAUCCUCACGGUCCUGAUCUGUCUUGGGCUGAGUCUGGGCCCCAGGACCCACGUGCAGGCAGGGACCUUCCCCAAGCCCACCCUCAGGGCUGAGCCAGACUCUGUGAUCACCCAGGGGAGUCCCGUGACCCUCAGGUGUCAGGGGAGCCUUGAAGCCCAGGAGUACCAUCUAUAUAGGGAGAAAAAAUCAGCAUCCUGGAUUAAAUGGAUACAACCACAGCUUGUGAAGAAGGGCCAGUUCCCCAUCCCAUCCAUCACCUGGGAACACGCAGGGCGGUAUCGCUGUCAGUAUUACAGCCACCCUCGGUGGUCAGAGCCCAGUGACCCCCUGGAGCUGGUGGUGACAGGAGCCUACAACAAACCCACCCUCUCAGCUCUGCCCAGCCCUGUGGUGACCUCAGGAGGGAACGUGACCCUCCAGUGUGUCUCACAGCUGGCAUUUGGUGGCUUCACUCUGUGUAAGGAAGGAGAAGAUGAACACCCACAAUGUGUGAACUCCCAGUCCCAUACCCUUGGAUGGUCCUGGGCCAUCUUCUCUGUGAGCCCCGUGAACCCGAGUCGCAGGUGGUCGUACAGGUGCUAUGGUUAUGACUCGAGCUCUCCCUAUGUGUGGUCUCUACCCAGUGAUCUCCUGGAGCUCCUGGUCCCAGGUGUUUCUAAGAAGCCAUCACUCUCAGUGCAGCCAGGUCCUGUCGUGGCCCCUGGAGAGAUCCUGACCCUCCUGUGUGGCUCUGAUGUUGGCUACGACAGAUUUGUUCUGUAUAAGGAUAGAGAAGGUGACUUCCUCCAGCUCCCUGGCCGGCAGCCCCAGGCUGGGCUCUCCCAGGCCAACUUCACCCUGAGCCCUGUGAGGGUCUCCCACGGGGGCCAGUACAGAUGCUCCGGUGCACACAACCUCUCCUCCGAGUGGUCGGCCCCCAGUGACCCCCUGGACAUCCUGAUCGCAGGACAGAUCCGUGCCAGACCCUCCGUUUCAGUGCAGCCGGGCCCCACAGUGGCCUCAGGAGAGAACGUGACCCUGCUGUGUCAGUCACAGGGAUGGAUGCACACUUUCCUUCUGACCAAGGAGGGAGCAGCUGAUGCCCCGCUGCGUCUAAGCUCCACUUACAGAGCUCAACAGUACCAGGCUGAAUUUCCCCUGAGUCCUGUGACCUCAGCCCACGCGGGGACCUACAGGUGCUACGGCUCAUGGAGCUCCAACCCCUACCUGCUGACUCACCCCAGUGAGCCCCUGGAGCUUGUGGUCUCAGGACCCUCCAUGGUUCCCAGCCCCCCACCCACCGGUCCCAUCCCCACAUCUGCAGGCCCUGAGGACCAGCCCCUCACCCCCACCGAGUCGGAUCCCCAGAGUGGUCUGGGAAGUCACCUGGGGGUUGUGAUCGGCAUCUUGGUGGCCGUCGUCCUACUGCUCCUCCUCCUCCUCCUCCUCUUCCUCAUCCUCCGACACCAGCGUCAGGGCAAACGCUGGACAUGGACCCAGAGAAAGGCUGAUUUCCAACAUCCUGCAGGGGCUGUGGGGCCAGAACCCAAAGACAGAGGCCUGCAGAGGAGGUCCAGCCCAGCUGCCGAUGCCCAGGAAGAAAACCUCUAUGCUGCCGUGAAGGACACACAGCCUGAGGACAGGGUGGAGAUGGACACUCAGCAGAGCCCACACAAUGAAGACCCCCAGGCAGUGACGUAUGCCCCGGUGAAACACUCCAGACCCAGGAGAGAAACGGCCUCUCCUCCCUCCUCACUGUCCGAGGAAUUCCUGGACACAAAGGACACACAGGCAGAAGAGGACAGACAGAUGGACACUCAGGCUGCUGCAUCUGAAGCCUCCCAGGAUGUGACCUACGCCCAGCUGCACAGCUUGACCCUCAGACGGGAGGCAACUGAGCCUCCUCCAUCCCAGGAAGGGCCCUCUCCAGCUGAGCCCAGCAUCUACGCCACCCUGGCCAUCCACUAGCCCGGAGGGUAGGCAGACUCCACACUCAGUAGAAGGAGACUCAGGACUGCUGAAGGCACGGGAGCUGCCCCCAGUGGACACCAGUGAACCCCAGCCAGCCUGGACCCCUAACAAAGACCAUGAGGAGAUGCUGGGAACUUUGGGACUCACUUGCUUCUGCGGUCGAAAUAACUAAUAUCCCUACAUUUUUUAAUUAAAGCAACAGACUUCUCAAUAAUCGAUGAGUUAACUGAGAAAACUAAAAUCAGAAGUAAGAAUGUGCUUUAAACUGAAUCACAAUAUAAAUAUUACACAUCACACAAUGAAAUUGAAAAACUACAAACCACAAAUGAAAAAAGUAGAAAAGAAAAAAAAAACUAGGAAAUGAAUGACGUUGGCUUUCGUAUAAGGAAUUUAGAAAAAGAAUAACCAAUUAUUCCAAAUGAAGGUGUAAGAAAGGGAAUAAGAAGAAGAGUUGCUCAUGAGGAAAAACCAAAACUUGAAAAUUCAACAAAGCCAAUGAAGCUCAUUCUUGAAAAUAUUAAUUACAGUCAUAAAUCCUAACUACACUGAGCAAGAGAAAGAAAGAGCAGGCACACAUUUCCAUAUGGGAGUGAGCCAGCAGACAGCCCAGCAGAUCCUACACACAUUUUCACAAACUAACCCCAGAACAGGCUGCAAACCUAUGCCAACAUACUAGAAAAUGCAGAUUAAAUAGAUGAAAUAUUCAAAACUGGAGUUUACAUAAUGAACGUAAGAGUAAUCAGAGAAUCUGACUCAUUUUAGAUGUGUGUGUAUGUGUGUGUAUAUAUAUAUGUGUGUGUGUGUGUGUGUG
Messenger RNA from Gorilla gorilla gorilla (western lowland gorilla), 3239 nucleotides. RefSeq names its product leukocyte immunoglobulin-like receptor subfamily B member 1 (gene LILRB2). Gene Ontology annotation, cellular component: plasma membrane. Gene Ontology annotation, molecular function: inhibitory MHC class I receptor activity. Gene Ontology annotation, biological process: interleukin-10-mediated signaling pathway; immune response-regulating signaling pathway. The record is from RefSeq and is a predicted model, not a curated record. NCBI's taxonomy places the organism in Eukaryota, Metazoa, Chordata, Mammalia, Primates, Hominidae. The transcript has 15 exons. The coding region runs from base 419 to 2425 and encodes 668 amino acids.